Molecule: messenger RNA, 557 nt
Organism: Solea solea (common sole)
Lineage: Eukaryota; Metazoa; Chordata; Actinopteri; Pleuronectiformes; Soleidae
Gene: mrpl42
Product: mitochondrial ribosomal protein L42
Exons: 5
Coding region: 38-481 (147 amino acids)
Cellular component (GO): mitochondrial large ribosomal subunit
Source: RefSeq, a predicted model, not a curated record
AGCGCAAACACGGACUUAAUACAGCGACGGACAUAAUAUGAGCAUGGCGUCGGCUAAUUUGUGCAAACUUCAUGGGCUCUUAUCGCGGGUUUCACGGGGCCCCAUACUGCGACAUGUACAAACGAGUUUGUUACCAGUUCGACAUAAUUCCAGUGACAGUGAACCUUCACCUAUUGGCUCAAGCUGUAACGUGGACAUCGGUGUGACUUCAGAUGGGAAAACAAUAGUGUGCUAUCAUCCCGCUGCCGACAUUCCUUAUGAAUUCACACAACCUAUCGAACGACCAGACCCUGUGACCGACACAGUUGAGACCCACGACCAGGUCUUAAAGGCCCAGCUUAGCAAGGAGGUGCUGAAGGGCAAGAAGGGGCCCACUAUCGAGGAGCUGAGCAAGAUGUUUUUCACCACCAAACACCGGUGGUAUCCAGUCGGAGAGUACCACAGGAGACGCGUAAAGAAGGAUCCACCAAAGGACAGAUAACUGAAGGCCAGAAUUACAAACCUGCAAAUGUUUAUGUUAUUGUCACAAGGAUGUAUAAUAAACUGUUAAAUAUUGA